Molecule: messenger RNA, 727 nt
Organism: Zea mays
Lineage: Eukaryota; Viridiplantae; Streptophyta; Magnoliopsida; Poales; Poaceae
Exons: 3
Coding region: 212-727 (171 amino acids)
Source: RefSeq, a predicted model, not a curated record
UUCAUAAUGACUGAAUCUACACAUCUUAUCUAUUUGCUUUUAGUCAAAUCCUUCCCUGCAAAUAGUAGUACCUCUUAGCUUUUAGUAAAAUCCUUUACAUUAUCUAAUACACACAGUAUGCUUGUUCUUAUCUAUCUUGCAAGUAGUUCAACAUGAGCGAACUGCUUAUGAGAGAAGACGGGAUAAACAAGUGGAGGAGAAUAUAAAGAAGAUGCAAGAUUUGGGUCUGAACAAAUAUACUUCUGUUCUAAAUAAUUCUGUCUCACCAUCUGCAUCAACAAAGGGGAAACAUGCAGCAAACAAGAUAAAUACUAGUUCAGAUUCGGAUUCAUAUGUCUCUUUCUAUCUCCUUGACGAUGAUGAUCAAGGAGAUACUGAUGAUGACAGUGAAUAUUAUGAGCAGCCAAAACCCCUGGCAAUGAAGUAUCCUAGAAGAGGUAGAAACACAACCCUUGCUUCAAAGAAGAAGAUAGACCCCAACAUGGCUCCAGGCAUUAGGUUCAGCAAGAGAGUGAGGGCAGGUGCACAACCAGAGGAGCAAUCUUCAAAAAGGUUUCACUCUACAGAGAUAGAUGGCCACAAUGUACAGGAACCAACAGAUGGAAAUGAUCACAUACCAAACAGCCCUACUACACCUGGACUUGCUGAUCAUUUCAGCAGAGCUGCAGAGGAAGCCAUGGCAUCUGCUUGCAUUACUGAUUCUAUGGUUCACUUGUAUACUGCUUAA